Echinostoma caproni is the source of this 687-nucleotide messenger RNA. The record is from the annotation of a GenBank genome assembly. Lineage: Eukaryota; Metazoa; Platyhelminthes; Trematoda; Plagiorchiida; Echinostomatidae.
AUGCCACAAGAACCUGUGGGAUCUGAUAGAUCGGGAAAUGGUGUGACCCAUGUGCUCGCCUCAGCUAUGUCUGGUCCGCGUACAAAUAUUCUCGGCGCUGCAACGGGCAGCGCAUCCUUGAUGCACGCACGCACACGUGUCAGUCCUGCACUGCACACAACCGCUCCAACUUCGACAUUUAAUGGUCUCAACGUGCUCAAUACAGCUGUUAGUCUAGUCGCAAGUGCCCAUUCUGCUUUCUCAUCCACGUCGUCCUCCUCAGUAGGAUCAAAUGGAGAUGUGACCGCACCACAGUCGUCGUCGCAACGGUCCAGUCCUGGUAGUUAUUCUUCCACUUCAUCUACUUCAUCCUCUCUGGGCAAUCAAACAGCUUUACGCCCUUUACAUUCGCAUGCUUAUGAAGAACUGUGUGAGGAUGGGUCUGCAGCUGGUGCGAGCGAUACAAUCACUAUACCUGCCCAGAAAAAAAUCAAGUCAGUUUCUACUCGCUGUUCGUCUGCCUCAUCGUCGGUUUCCUCAUCUAGUCCUCCGGCUCCAUUACCACCCCCGGCCUCACUACCAUCAGCCUCAAUUUCCCACCCUUCGUCUCCACCCUCCAUUGUAUUGGCGGUACCAGUUCGCCACGUGCCGACAAAUGUCACCCCAAAGGAUGACGAUCUAGGGUUGAAACGUCAACGUUUAAGCUAG